Molecule: messenger RNA, 471 nt
Organism: Dujonia railenensis
Lineage: Eukaryota; Fungi; Ascomycota; Pichiomycetes; Serinales; Debaryomycetaceae
Source: the annotation of a GenBank genome assembly
AUGUCAAGACCUUUCCAACCUAUAAGUGAUAUUAUUAACACUGGUUCAAGACACAAACAACAGUCAUUCAAUGAAAUAUAUGGCGAACCCGAGAAUUUUUUGGAAAUAGAAGUUAGAAAUCCUCGUACAUAUGGUGUGGGCCGAGACGUUUUUACGGAUUAUGAAAUAGUUUGUAGAACCAAUAUACCUGCGUUUAAGAAAAGGAAUAGUCGGGUCCGCAGGAGAUACUCCGAUUUUGAAAGAUUUAGGAAAAUUUUAGAACAAGAAACUACUAGGGUGAUAAUACCUCAACUUCCUGGAAAAAUCUUAUUAAAUUCCAACAAAUUCAAUGAAAUAAAUAUCGAGAAGAGAAGACAAGGACUUGAGAAGUUUAUAACUGGAGUAAGUGGCCAUCCUCUUUUACAAACUGGUUCCAAGACAUUGAUUGAGUUUAUACAAGACGAUAAAUGGGAGCCAAAAGGUUAUUUUUAA